Ctenopharyngodon idella (grass carp) is the source of this 3830-nucleotide messenger RNA. Its product is annotated as oxysterol-binding protein-related protein 7-like. The record is from RefSeq and is a predicted model, not a curated record. Gene Ontology annotation, molecular function: cholesterol binding. The transcript has 22 exons. Gene Ontology annotation, cellular component: intracellular membrane-bounded organelle; perinuclear endoplasmic reticulum; plasma membrane. Lineage: Eukaryota; Metazoa; Chordata; Actinopteri; Cypriniformes; Xenocyprididae. Bases 206 to 2989 code for a protein of 927 amino acids.
GAAUCAACUAAUCUGUACAGACACACACACACACACACACACACACACAAAAGUAUCAUGAAAUGAUCUAUCGUGAAACAUGGAGCAUCGGUUUGUGUGUUUUUUGGCGCUGGAUUUUAUGUCAUAAAUAUUUGGAGCUUAUAUUAUUUGAUGGAAGCAUCCAGCCCUGAAUAGACUGACUUCUAAACGUAUACCAACUAUAUCAAUGGCUGACGACGGACAUCCUCUGAAUAGCAGCCAAUCAGUGAGUGCUUUGGAUAAAACAGUGGUCAUUUGUACUGUUAAACCCACACACUUCCGCAAUGGCAGCACAGGAUCUUUACGCCACUCACGACAAAACUCCAGAGAUUGGGAAGUAAUAUCAGAUUCAGAAUGUUCUGCACCUUUCACAGGAAUAAGCAUUGUCAAUAACGCUGUUCCAGGCAUUUGUGAGGGAUUCCUCAUGAAAAAACGGAAGUAUCCUCUCCAGGGCUGGCAUAAGAGAUAUUUUGUAUUAGAUAAGGGGAUUCUCAAAUACUCAAAGACUCAGCAGGAUAUUGUCAGAGGCAAGAUUCAUGGCUCUCUAGAUGUUAGCCUUGCGGUCAUGUCUGUGAAUAAGAAAUCCAAGCGCAUCGAUCUUGAUGCAGGCAACAGCUUGUACCAUGUCAAGGCAAAGAGUAAUGAUAUCUUUCACAUCUGGCUGACCAAAUUGACUGCCCAUCGCCAUUUCAAGAAGAAUGAGGCUAUAAACCUGCACCACGGGGUCCUGCAAGCACUCUCGAUAGGAAACAGCAGCACUUUGCCUGCCAUGGCAAGUCUUGCACAGAGAAACAGGGUGAUGAUUCCACAUUAUCAGAGCUCAGCAUCUUUGUCAAGGUCAGAGACACAGGGUUCACCAUCAGCCUCUUCAUCUCGAGGGAAUAGUAAAGUUUCUGAUUGGCUGAAAAAGACACAGGAUGUUGACUUGUGUCAUCAAGGAUUCAGCCUCUCAUGCACAGAACUUGCCAGGUGUCAGCUGGAUUUGGCUGAGCUCUCAAGUUUAAUCCAAAAACUUAAUUGGCAUGAAGUUGGUCUACCCAUCUCAAGCACCGACCUGGAACGUCGCAUCAGCAUGCAGAAUCUUAGUCUUGAGAAACCCAAAAAGAAGUCUGGAAAGCUCUGGGGUCAUUCCCGAACACUAUCACGAGUCGAAUCGCUUGAUUUUCCAUCUCUGAUUUUGGAGCAGUUUUCUUCAAGCCAUUUGGGCACAUCAACUGGUUUGGCUGCUUCCCUUCAGUCCAUCCCAGAUUAUGUUUACACCCAGCUAUCCACACCUGAGGUCACCUCACUGGAAGGAAAGAAACUACAAAUGGACAUCUGUGCCUUGUGUGAAAGAGUACAUGCAUCUUUAAAGUCCAUUCAUGAAUCCUUGGCUCUGGAGCGUGAGCGUGUCAGACAGGCUUGGGCUGGACCAGACCUUCGGCAGUCAACCUCAGAUCAGUUGGCCACAUUGUGCACAACCCUUUCAGAGCUUGAGCUGCAGUCACGUUUAACCAGAGUUCACUCUGUGUCACUGUCAUCCGAUUCGUCAGAUGAGUCCUACUGUACUGUGCGUCAGGAUCAGCAGCCCACCCCCUCUCAGGACCGUAAGCUGUUUCGUACACCCUCAGUGACUGACUCUACAGCCGAGUAUUUUGAUGCCAGUGAGGUGGUUUGUGAGAAUUUGUCUGAAAAUGAAAUGUCUGACGAAUCUGGUUUGAGUGAUAUCACCACAAGCAACUCUGAACCAGAGGAAGGCCACACAGCUACAAAUAUGAAGUACAGAGCCAGUGUUUCCAGCACAAAAGAUUUGCCUUCUAAUGCUCUGAAUGUCACUGGACGGCGCACAGUGCUUCCUGCACACAGCACCAAUAACAGCCAUAUUGGAAUCCUUUCCAUCCUGUACAACAACAUCGGGAAGGAUUUGUCACGGGUCUCCAUGCCAGUGGCUCUCAAUGAACCGCUUAGUUUAUUACAGCGUGUCAGUGAAGAGCUGGAAUAUUCUGAACUCCUGGAUAUUGCCAACCACAUAGACGACCCUUACAAAAGAAUGGUUUAUGUGGCUGCUUUCUCUAUUUCGGGCUAUGCCUGGGCCAGCUGGCGUAAUCGGUACAAACCCUUUAACCCUGUUCUAGGGGAAACAUAUGAGAAUGUGCGUGAGGACCGCGGUUUCCGUUAUGUUGCAGAGCAGGUCAGUCAUCACCCACCUCUGUCUGCCAGCCAUGCAGAGUCUGAUAACUUCAGCUUUUGGCAAGACCAGAGAUGGAAGAAUAAGUUCUGGGGGAAGUCAGUGGAAAUAGUUUCAACCGGGAUGGUUAAUGUCACUCUACCAAACUACGGUGAUCAUUAUGAGUGGAAUAAAGUGGUCACUUGUAUCCACAAUGUAUUCAGUCAGGACAGAUGGCUUGAGCACUACGGUGAUGUUGUCAUUCGCAACCUCAACAGUGAUGAGUGCACCUGCAAGAUCACAUUUGUCAAGUCGCAUUAUUGGGGUGAAGAUAGCGGCAAGAAUGAAGUACAGGGCACUGUUGUUGACCGCGCUGGCAGAGUGCUGCACCGCUUCGGUGGAUCAUGGAAUGAAGGCAUAUUCUGUGAUACCUUUCCCAACCCACAAUGCAUCUGGAAGCCCAAUCCUCAGCCAGAUGAUUACUUUGACUACUUUGGUUUUUCCCAGUAUGCCAGAGAGCUCAAUGAACUUACCCCUGAUAUAAAGGAUAACUUGCCUCCAACAGACACUCGCUUCCGUCCAGACCAAAGACUACUUGAAGAGGGCAAAGUGGUGGAAGCUGAUAAAUGUAAGGAUGAAAUAGAAGAGAAACAACGUGACAGACGCAAGGCAAUGGCCAAAAGGGGUGAAAAGCAUGUUCCACGUUUCUUUAUAAAAACCCUAGAUCAUGCUGGAAGAGAGGUGUGGGUGACAAAUGGCACUUACUGGAAGAUUCGAGAAAAUCCAGGAUUUGCCAGCACUGAAAAUCUGGAUUUGUGGUGUUGAAGAUAUUGGUGAAGUCCUGCGAUUUUUGACAUCCCAGUAUUCUGUUAACAGAACUCAUGGAUUUUGGCAUAUCAUUGCAUUUAGUGUAUGUAUAUAAUUAUAUUUUAUGUAACACUUGUGAAUUUUAGUACAUGAUAAAGACUUUGUUCAAAGGCAGUGUAGGAAUGGAGUUUUGGUGCCUUUAAAUAUGAAUUGUGAUAUUCCUCAAGCCAUACAUCCCUCCUUUUUACUGAUGAUUUAAAAAUAGGUUUGUGUCAAUCAAAAAUAUUCUCCAUAUUAUGUGUAAGGAAUAUAUUUCUUAAAAAUAUAGUUCCUUCUUUCUUUCUUUCUUUCUUUUUUUUCUUUUUUUCUUUCUUUUUUAAAUAAGUCUGAAAAUAGUUUUUAUUGAAUAAUAUGUUCUAAUGUCAAGAAGUAUGAUAUACAUAAUAGUAGAAUUAAUUCCUCCCAGACAGUAAUAGACUUUGGGAUGUUACACUAAGGGACAUGUACUGAUUAAAUAUUAACAUAUUCAUCUUAGCUAACUAUAGUGAUUUAAUUGAGAAUGUUUUAAGUUUUCCAUUUCAAUAGACCUGUAUGUAUAAGUAAUGCUUGUCUAUACUGUUUGCUGUAAGUUAUGCUUUUUAAUGAAUAGAUUUAAUUAUGUCUGAUAGAAAAUGUUGCACAAUCAAAAAUACUUUUUGUUAGGUAAUUGCUCAAAAUGUAGUUAACAAUGAAACAAUGAAUGUUUCUUUUUGGAUUUAUCUACUGAAAAUUUUUGUGAAAAGUGUAAUUGGGUUAUGUGCAACUUCUUGUAUUAUUUCAUUUCCAGUUAGAUGAGACUUGAAUAAAUAUUACAUUUGAA